Messenger RNA from Pocillopora verrucosa, 1218 nucleotides. Its product is annotated as elongator complex protein 5. The record is from RefSeq and is a predicted model, not a curated record. NCBI's taxonomy places the organism in Eukaryota, Metazoa, Cnidaria, Anthozoa, Scleractinia, Pocilloporidae. Gene Ontology annotation, biological process: tRNA wobble uridine modification. Gene Ontology annotation, molecular function: tRNA binding. Gene Ontology annotation, cellular component: cytosol; elongator holoenzyme complex; nucleus.
ACGCGGCCAAAAUGGCGGAUCGCGUGAACUCUGUGCUAGAAUACUUUUCAUCCUUGUGAAAAAACAGGUGGAAAAUGCUUCUCGGAGAUAUUAUAAAUGGAAAAGAAAAUUCUCAUCUUGUUCUCAUUCAUGAUGAUGUGAAUCGAAAUGGUAAGCCCCUGCUCUGUUGUUUUGUGAAGUCGCUACUGGAGAGGGCUGACUAUGUGCAUGUAAUACUCUGGGAUGUACCACCACAGCAGUUUGUUGAUUCAUUUGACCCACACUUGAAAGAAAGAAUUUAUUGCUAUGAUGGCUUUUCAGAUCCUCUUGGAUGGAAUCUUACAAGAACUGAUCAUCAAGACAGUCAUAUGACUAUUAUCCACCAGGACUCUAACAUCGCUCAAGUGGUGAAAAGUAACAUAGCUCAUUGCUGUGCACAAAAUACUGCAACAAAGUCUGGUGAUGUCGUUAAGGUAGCUGUUGUAUUCAAUUCAUUGAGUAGGCUUUUACUGUGGAAAUCUUCGGCAAUGGUGUGCACACUACUAAAUCAACUGUACUCCAACUCAUCACACUCACAGGAAGGUUAUCAAGUGGUUCAAGUUGUUGCUUUAGUGCAUUCUGAUCUUCACGAUGACCAGACAUUAAAUACUAUCAAUUUCUUGGCUUCAUCACUUCUUUGGAUUACACUGGACAAGGAAGAGAAAGAUCAGUCAGUGAACUGGUGCAAGGUUCUUCACAAGAGGAAAACUGGAAAAGUGAUAAAGAAGUUUGAAAGCUUUGCCAUUAAUGAUAAACAUGUACUGACUGAAUACGAGGAAAAGGAUUGGAAUGGUUCUUCUUCAAAAGCUGUCAGUGAAUCUGUUAAUGAGGUUGAUCCAACUAAAAAUCUCACAUUCAGUCUGACGCUGACAGAUAAUGAGCGCCAAGCUCGAUCUAAACUGAAACUUCCCUACAUGCACCACGAAGAGGAGAGAAGCGAGGUCACUGUAAACCCUGUGGGUGAAGGAAAAGUGUUCUACCAACCUGAUGAAGCAGAUGACUUUGAUGAAGAUGAUCCUGAUGAAGACUUAAAUAUCUGACUUAUUUGUGUAAAAAUAGAGGAAAAACUAUCAAUAAUGUACAGUUUUAUUGAAAAUUUUACCUGUUUCAGUUUAGCCUGCAGUGCAGGUGUCUUAUCAGGGUGAAUCUAUGUUGUCAAUAAUUUCUAUUGCCCUACCCCUCCCCUCCCCUUUAUUUUGA